Molecule: messenger RNA, 2022 nt
Organism: Branchiostoma belcheri (Belcher's lancelet)
Lineage: Eukaryota; Metazoa; Chordata; Leptocardii; Amphioxiformes; Branchiostomatidae
Exons: 9
Coding region: 230-1900 (556 amino acids)
Source: RefSeq, a predicted model, not a curated record
GAAGAUUUUCGGCGCUGGGUUUGUCUAUUUUUGUGUAAAACGUGUACAAAGGCUUUCUGAAGUCCUUAUUCGGAAGGAUAUAUUUACUUUGUUGUGUUGCUACUCAGGUGGGAUUUCAAACAUGGCGGCGGAAAACUUUCUCGUCUGCUACAAAACUUGGCGAGGGGGUGCUUGCUUCUCAGUUUUUAUGCAGUAGCAGGCCCGCUCUGGGCGUGUAAAUAGCGCUAGCAUGGUGGACAGUCGUCCCGAGUCCCGGAGAAGCGGGACAGAUCGCUCGGUAACGCCCAGCGGGAACGAGAACGGCACCGCGAAAAGUGCGAGCCGAGGCCGCCGGUUCCUGGACCUGAGCUUCUCGGAGAGUAGAGAGCGGGAUGGAGGGAAUGGAGGGAAGGUACUCGCCAACGGACGGAGACCUCACGGGGGCGUCAGAGGUACCAAAGGUUACCCGAUGUCCACCUACUCUGUGGAUCAGUCAGAAGAGCACAUGGAUGAACUGGUCCAGGAGGCGAGAAAACAGUCAUCCCUGGGCCAGCACGCGCGCACCCCCUCCCCAGCCUGGGUCCUCACCGUCAGCUCUCAGCAGACUCACAGUGGGGAGGCCGCACUCUUAACAUCCCAGCUGCUGGCUAGCAAUAAGGGGGAGCAGACAGUAGGAGUAAAGCCCAAGAAGCCCAAGUACAAGAAGAUCGUGGUGAAUGGCUUGACGUACCACCGGCCAAUGAAGGCGCACCAGUUCCUGACGGCGGCAGACACCGCCAGCGAAACCUCAUCUGAAGCCAGCUCUCUGGGCAGACCUACACGGGCCAGCCUGUUACGAGCACGGCACCAUCGCUCCCAGUCUGCCCCCUCCUCACAGACCAGUACAGACAUCAAGAGAUACCUACAGAGGAUGAAGGACCAGCGCCCACUCACAGGAAAACUUCCCAAGGAGCUGAACCCAAUAGUUGCAGAAGACGGGGAGACAGUACAUGCUUUUCUCAUUGGUGCCAGAUAUAAUAGGUCGCAGGUGAUGGAUGUGCAAUCUCUGAACAGGUUUGGUUUGUUUGUGCCGAGGUCGAACCCUAACGGCUGUUUCCUGACCCAGCCUGAGAUGUAUGUGUCUGACAAGGAUGCAGAGGAAGCUGCUGACAACACGAGUGUAAAGAACAACCCCCCACAGUACAACGGCCGAGGCAACCCCCCCACAAAGGCACGGCAGGCAUGGGCAGACUCCAAUGGUGCCAUUCCUCAGCAGGAAACAUUACCGCCCGGUGCCACACCCCCAAAAGGCAGACCGCCAAGUGGGCGCAAGCGUACGGGAUCUAUCGGCGGCGUGCUGGCAGACAACACAAUACCCCCCAGCCUGAGGAGGGGCAUGACGAUCACUGGUCACAGCAUCGGCAUAGCUUCUCCCAGGACACUGACCAGUGGGUCAGCCAGCCGUCCGGGCACACAGACCCCGCGCACCAACCCAGCCAGUAGACUGUCUGUUCACACAGGAUCCCUAGGAAAGAGUGGUUACACACACGCACCCACAUGCCCCCAGUCUGCCACCAUGAAGACUUCCGACCCUCUUGCCUCCUCGCCAAACGGACCCAGACCGACCAACAUCUCCUUCGCUGCUAACGGCCACACCGCCCUUCCCAGCCCCGAAAUCGCACAGCAGAUGGAAAUUCCCGCGCCGACGCCCGAGCCGGAACUUCCCGACCAGCAGGUCCCCCGCCACUCCGCUCCGUCCGUACGCGUCCCACUGCCGACCGCGAGAACUGUCAGCUCGGGUAAGAAGUGCGACUCCAGCACGCAGUACUCUGUCGUGCACAGCGAAACCGUGGAUCUGGAGAGCCUUGCACAAGGUCGCGAAAGUAACAUGGAUGUUUAUCCUAGUGUGGCAGAGGAAGUGGAGGAAAUGGACACUGGAUAGUGCUAGCGCUGCUACUACAUGUAUAUACUGAUCGAAAAUGUAAGAAUAUUACUGGGAGAAUAAACAUGGGCAAAAUUUCACUUUCAUCAAAAAUAUGAUGAAAGAUGGGAAAAAAGACCGAU